Molecule: messenger RNA, 1185 nt
Organism: Trichomonas vaginalis G3
Lineage: Eukaryota; Parabasalia; Trichomonadida; Trichomonadidae
Product: disulfide-isomerase C17h9.14C-related family
Exons: 1
Coding region: 1-1185 (394 amino acids)
Source: RefSeq, a predicted model, not a curated record
AUGAUAUUUUUCUUUCUUAGUGUUGUGCUCUCUGUAACUCAAAUAACGAAAAAGGAUUAUAAAAAAUACUUCACAGAAGAACAGCAUAAACCAAUAUUUGUGACACUUUAUUCUGAAUGGUGUCCGCAUUGUUAUCAAUACAAACCAACAAGGGAAAAAAUUGAAAGUCAUUUCGCGAAAAACAGAAAACUUACAAUAGCAACAAUUUCAUGUGAUAAUGAUCGUCAGUUAUGCGAUCAAUUCCCAGGGACAGGAACACCAAGACUUUAUAUGACAACUUCAACCAUAGAAAAUGCAGAAAAAUUCGAAAGGUCUAGAACUUUCGAAGAAGUUAAAGCAUUCAUUGACAAAUAUAUUGAACCAGCAAUUACACAAAUAAAUUCGAAAGAUCAAUUAGAAGCGAAAAUAAAAGAAAAUGUUAAUAGCUCUAUAUUUAUAUGUCAGGAUCUACAAGGCACCAAGUUAAGCCAGAUUUUUGUGAGACUUGCCUCAAAUUAUGUUUCAUAUCCAGCCAAGUUUUUAAAUCUGACAUUUGAAAGAUAUAAAUCAAACGAACCUUUGAUUACAUAUUACUAUUCUCCAACGAAAGUUCAAUUUUCAAUCCAUGCCACAGAUUCUCAACACAAAAUCGAAAGAUUUAUACAUGAACAUAUUUACCCACCUUUCGGAGUUGCAUCUACUACAUUCUUUGAUACUCAAAUUGAGUUAAAAGAGCCAUUUUUAGUAAUUGAAGAUCUCAAGCAUCAAUUUCAAGGGCAACUUAUCAAAUACUCGAAGGACUUCCCAGAGAAUGUAAAAUCUAUUGAAAUAGAUUGUACAGAAUACUUAAAAUUCUGUAAACAAAAUGGAUAUAAUCCAAAAGACCAUCCAUGGAUAGCUAUUGUGAAUCUCAAUAGAGAUACAUAUUUCCACUUUACAGGGGACUUCACAAAUAAAAAAGAAUUCUUAAAUUGGGUUACAAACGUAUAUCAAGGAAAAAUAUCUGAAGAAGGACCAGGAGCCGGUUUUAUUGGCUUCAUAAAACGAGAUGUACUCGAGACACUAAUUGAUUAUACAUUCUGGAUCAAAGUUCUUGGAUUGCUUGCAAUUACUGUUUUAAUUUAUAAUCUAUCCAUUGCUGUAAGAAAAUUUAUAGCACUAAGGCAUAGAGGUUACCAUGAUAGACGCGGAUUUAGAGUUAGAUAG